This is a messenger RNA of Gavialis gangeticus (Gharial), 2766 nucleotides long. It is a transcript of the gene HCK, whose product is annotated as HCK proto-oncogene, Src family tyrosine kinase. Gene Ontology annotation, molecular function: signaling receptor binding; non-membrane spanning protein tyrosine kinase activity; ATP binding. Bases 507 to 2015 code for a protein of 502 amino acids. The record is from RefSeq and is a predicted model, not a curated record. Gene Ontology annotation, cellular component: extrinsic component of cytoplasmic side of plasma membrane. Gene Ontology annotation, biological process: innate immune response; protein phosphorylation; cell differentiation. The transcript has 13 exons. NCBI's taxonomy places the organism in Eukaryota, Metazoa, Chordata, Crocodylia, Gavialidae.
GUGCAGUCGUGCCUUGCUGAUCAGCAGGGGGAACUGCUGGGGCAUUUCCUCUUUUCUCCUCCCCAGGGACAGCACGCUGGCUGACGCCACUAAGAGUGGCCUCCUUCUCCGCCUACCUGUGCCGCCCCAGUGCUGGGAAGACUGCCAGCCGGGCAUUCGGCGCAGCUGGCCGAGAACACGGCCUUGGGGAGGUUUAAGUUGCACCAGGUCUGUCUCGGGGUGUCUGCCUCCGGUUCACCCAGGCCCAGGGAGGGGAAGAGCUGUGGGAAAGUGGAGACGGCACUGGCAAGAGGAAAGGAGGAUUUUUCUGUCUUAUGUUAAACCACGGUGCCCCGGGCUCCAAGUCGGGCAGGAGCCCUGCCAGCUUUCCUGGGGGGAGCUAAGACCCAGGCCAUGGCCUAGCUGCCCAAAGGAGAAGGAGCUGACCCACAGCCCCAGGCCCUCGGACCAUCCCACGCACUCGCUGAGCACUCUUCAUCGGAGGAGCCGGCUGCAGCGUCCCAAGGAUGGGCUGCGUCAAGUCCAAGGAAUUGGGCACGACGAUGAAGAUCCUGAAAGGCAACUCGGGCCCCAGCCUCCAGCAGGCCCAUUACGUGAAGGACCCCACGUCCACCAACAAGAGAAGCAAUGUUUCCAGCGUGGCUCCACCCCUGCCUGCUGAUGGCUCAGAGGACUGCUUGGUCCUGGCUCUCUACGACUAUGAAGUGACGCACAGUGGAGAUCUGAGCUUCCAGAAGGGCGAGCGCAUGAAGGUCCUGGAGGAGGCUGGAGAGUGGUGGAAGGCCAAGUCGCUCACCACGGGAAAAGAAGGCUACAUCCCUAGUAACUAUGUGGCUCGGGUGAACUCCCUGGAGACCGAGGAGUGGUUCUUCAAAGGCGUCAGCCGGAAGGAUGCUGAGCGGCAGCUCCUGACCCCUGGGAACAUGAUCGGCUCCUUCAUGGUACGGGACAGCGAGACCACCAAAGGCUGCUACUCCCUGUCCGUGAGGGACUUCGACGUGCAGAACGGGGACACGGUGAAGCAUUACAAGAUCCGGACGCUGGACGACGGCGGCUUCUACAUCUCCCCGCGCAACAGCUUCUCCACUCUGGUAGAGCUGGUCGACCACUAUAAGAACCAGAGUGAUGGGCUGUGCCAGAAACUCACGUUCCCCUGCACGGCGCCGAAGCCCCAGAAGCCUUGGGAGAAGGACGCCUGGGAAAUCCCCCGCGAGUCCCUGAAGCUGGAGAAGAAGCUGGGAGCUGGGCAGUUCGGAGAAGUGUGGAUGGCCACCUACAACAAGCACACCAAGGUGGCAGUGAAGACCAUGAAGCCGGGCAGCAUGUCCGUGGAAGCGUUCCUGGCGGAGGCCAACCUCAUGAAGACGCUGCAGCACGACAAGCUGGUGAAGCUGCAUGCGGUGGUGACCAAGGAGGAGCCCAUCUAUAUCAUCACCGAGUUCAUGGAGAAAGGCAGCUUGCUGGACUUCCUGAAGAGCGAUGAAGGGAACAAGCAGCCUCUCCCAAAGCUGAUCGACUUCUCCGCUCAGAUCGCAGAAGGAAUGGCUUUCAUCGAGAAGAGAAACUACAUCCACAGGGACCUGAGGGCCGCCAAUAUCCUGGUGUCAGCAAUGCUGGUGUGCAAGAUCGCAGACUUCGGCCUGGCCAGAAUCAUCGAGGAUGAGUACUUGGCACGGGAAGGUGCCAAGUUUCCCAUCAAAUGGACAGCGCCAGAAGCCAUCAACUACGGGUCUUUCACGAUAAAAUCGGAUGUCUGGUCCUUUGGGAUCCUCCUGAUGGAGAUAAUUACCUACGGACGCAUCCCAUACCCAGGGAUGUACAACCCAGACGUGAUCCGUGCACUGGAGCGUGGGUACCGUAUGCCGCGCACAGAUAACUGCCCGGAAGAGCUGUAUGACAUCAUGAUGAGAUGCUGGAAGAACAAACCAGAGGAUCGCCCCACCUUUGAGUACGUCCAGAGUGUCUUGGAGGAUUUCUUUACUGCAACGGAGAGCCAGUACCAGCAUCAGCCUUAAGGUGGAAAAUCCAGGGCAGGCAAUGAAUAGCCAUCUACCAUGCAUACCAUAUGACCUGGAGCAUACAACAGUCUCUUCCUCCCCUGCUCCAUCCCUCUCUUCAUCAUCUUUGCUCGUACCCUGGCACUGUCAGCCCGCUCUUAGCAACCAAGGAUUUCCUGCCGCAGUUCUUGGGAGGCAAGAAUGCAGUGGCUUUGUGUGGGCUGCGUGAUUUUUGGAUAAGCUCACUGGGACUUGGACCAGAGACUGGCUCGGAAAGCCCAGAUGCAGCAGAAAGUCUCUGCAGGUGGUGCCAUUCCCUGCACUUCCAUAUUGAACUGAUGCCCUCACAGAGUGGAAGGCGGCACUGCGGUGUAGGGAGCGCUUUCUCUCUGAGGACUUACCAAGUUGUGUGAUUUGGACCCUCUAAAAACAACCAGGGCUUUUCUUUUUGUGCAAAGGUAGCUGCUUUACACAUACAGGACAUCAGAGCCAACGGCACAAGGCAUCAUUCUGCUCUAACGAGCCUCCUCCCCUCACACAGUUUAAAACUAGUUUAGUUUUGCUCCCCAUCUCAAACUGUCGUGUGCUGGAGCUGUGUGCUAUUUAAUCAGUUGCUGGAUUUCUGCCCCUCCCCAGAGGUGGCUGCAUUUUGGGGUUCGAUGAGGAAGGGGAAGCUUGUAAAAUGGUUUGUUAAAGGGUGUGUAUUGCAGUGUAAAAUGGUCUGAAUUGUAUUUAACCAAGUUACGUAUCGACUUCCUGAGGGCAGGAA